AAGUGAAAGCAGAGGUGCUCAGAGAGACACAGACGGAACAAACACGGUGAUCAGGGCUGAUCAGCAGCUUCAUCGGGAUGUUUGUCUUCCAGCUGAUGUUCCUGUCUCUGCUCUUCUACCACACGAUGAAUUCAGUUUCAGGACGACACUCCCUCUGGGUGCUCGCUUCCUACAUCCCUGGCUCCACCCACUUCCCAGAGUUCACUGUUGUCUUGAUGUUGGACGACAUCCAGGUGGCAUACUUUGAUUCAAAGGCCGACCGGUUGAUGAGGGUCAGCGGGGCAGGUGAGCAUGGGGCAGAGCUUAACCUGGGCCGGGAGGCCGUGUAUGUGCUACGAGAAAUUUUCUCCAGCAUGAGGAAGAGGCUGAAUCUGGUGAAACAUCGCUUUAACCUGACUGCUGAGGCCAUUCACAUCCAGCAGAGGAUGACGGGUUGCGAGGUACUGGAGGACGGCGAGCCGGUGCUCAUCAUGUUCAGAGAUGGCUCCAAUGGGCAGGACGCAGACAGCCUGCUCUACAACAUGACGCACUUCACGUAUGCUGGGGCUGAAGGCUGGGAGAUCCAAUGGGAUGCUGUGAAAAAGACGUAUGUCCAGAUGCUCUACUCCAACAUCUACCUCCCACUCUGUGUGCGGACGCUCCAACACCUCCUGGACCGCGAGAAGCACCUUGUGAAGCGACGGGUGAAGCCUCGAGUCCGCUUUAUUACGAAGCAAGUGGUGGGUGGUGCUCAGGUCACCUGCCUGGCCACAGACUUCUACCCUCGUCACAUUAAUCUGAGUUUGCUGCGUGACGGCCGGCCUGUGGAUGAAGGCGAGCUGACUGGUGGCUCGGUGCUGCCCAAUGGUAAUGGCCUGUACCAGGUGAGGAAGAUACUGAUGGUCAGUGAUGAGGAGCUACAGAGGAAGCAUAGCUACACCUGUGAGGCGUCUCACCUGAGCCUGGACAACCGGCUAGAGGUGAGCUGGAGGGCGGAGUCAUCACGCUCUCACAGAGUUUAUGUAAUCUCAGCUCCAGUCGGCCUGAUGCUCGCUGCCAUCCUGCUGCUGCUGGGGAUGAGGAGGAGAAGAAGGAAAAUGGAAGGGUCAGAGGGCAGCACCACAGAAACACAGGAGCAGGCUGAAGAGAGCGAGCAGUCAGACAACCUUGUGUCCUGA
Molecule: messenger RNA, 1157 nt
Organism: Archocentrus centrarchus (flier cichlid)
Lineage: Eukaryota; Metazoa; Chordata; Actinopteri; Cichliformes; Cichlidae
Product: hereditary hemochromatosis protein homolog
Exons: 2
Coding region: 78-1157 (359 amino acids)
Biological process (GO): immune response
Cellular component (GO): external side of plasma membrane
Source: RefSeq, a predicted model, not a curated record